CUGCCCCUCCACAGUCGAACAAUCCCGAGAAGUGAACAAAUUGUGCAAAUCGGAAAUCAUCAUCGUCAUGGAAGAUAUCAAGAACGGAAUCAUCGGCGAGUUGGGAACUCCUUCCGAGUUCUUUGAGGCUUUUAUGUCUUAUAUCGAUCUCUCAAAGACGUCUUUGUUUAUCUCUGCUGCUUCGAUUCUCUUUAAUCCCACUUUCUGGAACAUCGUUGCCCGUCUUGAGUACAACACGCACGCAUUGACAAAGAUUGCGGGCAGCGCCAAGAAGGGAUGCUACGCUCUCGCCGUCACCAUCUUCUCUCUCGGAAUCGUCCGUGAUAUCCUGUACGAGCGCGCUCUCCGCGACCAGCCGUACUGCGCCCGUCUCGACAUCCCGCCCACCAAGAUGCUUGCCGUUCUCCUCUUUGUCUACGGCAACGUUCUUGUCCUGAGCAGUAUGUGGGCUCUCGGCGUCACCGGUACUUAUCUCGGUGAUUACUUUGGUAUUCUCAUGGACGACCGUGUCACCGGUUUCCCGUUCAACAUCACCAACAACCCCAUGUACUACGGCUCCUUCCUUUCCUUUGUCGGCACCGCGCUGUGGUAUUGCAAGCCGGCUGGAAUCGUGCUCUCGGGUCUCGUGUUGGUCAUGUACCUGAUUGCUUUGCAGUUUGAGGAGCCCUUCACCGGUGAGAUCUACGCUAAGCGCGAGCGCGAGCGCGCUGCUGCCGCUGACGGCAAGAAGUCGAAAUAAACGACAAAACAGCUGUGAGGGUCUUCAUGAUCCAUUUGUAUAUAUAGGCUUUCAACAGUGCAUAUAGAUCGACAGAAAAGAGAGAAAAGAGAGAAAAGAAAGAAGAUGAGGAACAAAAUGGAUAUUUAUGAGAAUACGAUGACUGGAAAUGGCA
This is a messenger RNA of Myxozyma melibiosi, 893 nucleotides long. Its product is annotated as methylene-fatty-acyl-phospholipid synthase. Gene Ontology annotation, biological process: phosphatidylcholine biosynthetic process. Gene Ontology annotation, molecular function: S-adenosylmethionine-dependent methyltransferase activity. The record is from RefSeq and is a predicted model, not a curated record. The transcript has 6 exons. Lineage: Eukaryota; Fungi; Ascomycota; Lipomycetes; Lipomycetales; Lipomycetaceae. Bases 68 to 739 code for a protein of 223 amino acids.